UCUUUCACCCGGAGGAAGACUGGCAAACUCAUUGGGAUUGUGACAAGACAGCCACACAUUAGCUCCAGGGACCACCCAUUGUAAGAGCAUCAAACACACACACACACAAAAACACUUAAAAAGAGAGAGACAGAAGGGGAGGAAAUACCAAGAAAGACAUAAAGAUUCAAGACUCAAGCCAGAACCAGUAUUCCUGGACUGAUUAAAGAACUAAAAUAACAGCAGGAGGUUUUCAGUUUUAUUUCAUUUUUUAUUUUCCUUCAUUUUUUCCUGUGGCUAAGAAGAAAAAAGAGGAAUUUGCUAUUUCACUUCUUCCUUUUUAUGAAACAUUGUAUUUUCCGUUGCAUUUUGUCAUUAUUCUUCUCACGCCCCACCUACACAGACGAUAAAGACACAAAAAGAAGCCAACUAAGGAUCACAGUAUGAACAACACCCUAUCCAACACCACCUCCUUCAAGUGUGUUCGGGAUACCAGCAUAACAGCUGUGGUUUUCCCCUGCCUAUACAGUGUCCUCUUCAUAGUUGCUCUGAUACUGAACUCCCUCGCUGCAUGGAUCUUCUUCAGUAUCCGAAGCACUUCAACAUUUCUGGUCUUCCUAAAAAAUGUGGUGGUGGCUGACUUGCUCAUGACUCUGACCAUCCCUCUGAAAAUCUUAACGGAUGCAGGUGUGGGUUCCUGGCAGCUACGCGCCUUCCACUGCAGAUACUCUGCGGUGCUCUUCUACAUCACCAUGUACAUCAGCAUCCUCUUGCUGGGUCUCAUUAGCUUGGACCGUUACCUGAAGAUUGUCAGGCCCUUUGGGAAGUGUGCCCUUCAGCGGGUCCAUGUUGGUCAGAUACUAAGUGCAGCUGUUUGGGUGGUAAUGCUAUCAUUAGCGUUACCCAACGUUAUUCUAAGUGACAAGCCGCCACGGCCGUCUGGAAACAGACUGAAGUGCACGUCCAUGAAGAGCCCGGCUGGCUUGCUGUGGCAUGAAGGUUUCAACUACUUCUGUCAGGUUAUUUUUUGGGGGACGCUUGCUUUGAUGGUAGUCUGCUACACAUUCAUCAGCAAGAAGGUUUAUGAGUCAUACAAAGCCUCAAAGAGUAGAUCUCGGGGUGCCAGUCGCAAAACCAAAGCGAAAGUCUUCGUUGUAGUGGGUGUGUUUUUCAUCUGCUUUGCACCAUUUCACUUCGUCCGGGUUCCCUAUACCCUCACCCAAACACGGAGCGCAACAAGUGACUGCAAGGCUCAGAAUGCCGUCUACUUUGCCAAGGAAACCACCCUGUGGCUUUCAGCAACAAAUGUAUGCCUAGACCCGCUUAUCUACGUGUUUCUAUGCAAGGCGUUCAGGAGAAGACUGACUGCUGCACUCUGUAUUAAGUCUCUCCAAAAAGGUUUUGACUCAGCCACAUCAACGCAACUUGAGAUCUCACAGAUAGCCUACAGUAAAAGGCUGUCACACAACGGCACGUCAGAAGCCAGUGAACAGUGCACACUGGGACACAAUUAAUAGCACCCUGGGAGAAUGUUUAUUUUGUAUAUAGUAAUUCCUCCUAAUAAGACGGUUGUAAAAAAAAAAAAAAACCAUGUAAAAACGAAUGCAAGUUUAUAAGAAACUGAUGAGUAGACAAUGUGUCAAAGAAGGAAAGCCAAAAAGUCUCUGUGAGCUACAACUACUGCUUUUCAUACAGUACUAACCAAGUUUCUUUGUUUUUUUGCUAAGUCAUCCAUCACAUUUCCUUGCUUGCACUUGCUGUCAUUUAAACUUCCUCCUUUCUAAUCUCACAUAAACUGCACUUUCCCUUUGCAAAGACUUUGACGUGGUGAAGAUCUUGACAGCACAAAUUUUCCCACGAUUAGUGACAAGGGGCUGAAUAAUCAUUGAAAAGAAGAAUAAUAGACUUUAACAAACUCUGCUUCCAGUAAUUAAAAUGUUACUAUCAGUUUAAUAAAAAUUAUAUUUUUCAUGCUGCA
Molecule: messenger RNA, 1957 nt
Organism: Neolamprologus brichardi
Lineage: Eukaryota; Metazoa; Chordata; Actinopteri; Cichliformes; Cichlidae
Gene: p2ry13
Product: purinergic receptor P2Y13
Biological process (GO): G protein-coupled receptor signaling pathway
Cellular component (GO): membrane
Molecular function (GO): G protein-coupled purinergic nucleotide receptor activity
Source: RefSeq, a predicted model, not a curated record